Medioppia subpectinata is the source of this 793-nucleotide messenger RNA. The record is from the annotation of a GenBank genome assembly. NCBI's taxonomy places the organism in Eukaryota, Metazoa, Arthropoda, Arachnida, Sarcoptiformes, Oppiidae.
AAUUAAAUUUAAUUUAAAAUUGUGCAAACUUUUUACAUAAUUAUUAACCAGGAUUAAAAUGUGCGAUAAUUUUAAUGGUAAACGCGUGUUGGUCACCGGCGCCGGUAGAGGCAUUGGGAGAGAAAUAGUGAAACAAUUAGUGGCUGCAAACGCACGGGUAGUCGCUUUAAGUAAAACCCAGAGUAACCUCGAUUCGUUAAAAGCCGAGUACCCAUCAGUUGAGACCAUAUGCUGUGAUCUAUCAAAAUGGGAUGAGACUACCGGUGCCGUCGAGAAGGCGGGUGCUAUUGAUUUACUCGUUAAUAACGCCGCGUUCGCCGCCUUAACCCCAUUGGGCGCUAUCGAUGAGGCGAUUAUCGAUCGACACUUUGCCGUAAACAUAAAAUCGGUGAUCAACAUCACCCAGGUGGUCGCACAGGGCAUGAAAGCACGUGGUAAAGGCGGCUCUAUUGUAAACCUAUCAUCAGUGGCCGGUAUGAUAGGCAUUAAAGACCACUUGGUAUACGGGGCGACCAAAGCGGCUCUGGACAACAUGACCAAAGUGUGGGCCCUCGAACUUGGCCAACAUAACAUCAGGGUCAAUUCGGUAAAUCCUACGGUGACGUUGACCGAGAUGGGUGAAGUGGGCUGGAGUGACCCCGCCGUGAGAGACCCCUGGCUGGCCCAACACCCCCUCCGUAGGUUUUGUCAGCCCCACGACGUGGCCCACACUGUACUGUACCUGUUGUCCGAUAAGUCCGAUAUGAUUACCGGCGCUAUUCUGCCCAUCGAUGGCGGCCUAACAUGUGUUUAG